AUGCGACAGAGCAACAGAUGCCUACCUAUCGCGCAUCGUAACGGGUAUGCAACACGCACUGCAGAGGAGUCAACACCCAACGGAUCAUUUGGAAGGGCAAAGCGAAGCAAGCCUGUGGAGGAUGGUCGGACGUCUUCCAGCCAGUCAACCAUCAACCUGGUCAAUUGCAUCCUUGGAGCGGGUGUGCUGGGCUACCCUUUUUGCUUCCGUUCUUGCGGUUUGCUCCUGGGCACGGUCAUCAUGCUCGUGUCAAUCCUCGCGUCGCGGUUCUCCUAUAAUCUCAUGCUCUACUGUAGCCAGAUCAGCAAUAAACGUACUUAUGAGGACCUUGCAGAGCAAGCCGUUGGAAAGAUUGGCAGGCAGAUAGUCCAGCUGUGCACAGCUGCCCUGAAUUUGGGCUGCAUCGUGGCAUACCUGAACAUCCUCGCGGACGUGCUCUCCGCCGUGGCGGGUACCAUUAUCCCCCCUGGAGCUGAACCUUCUCGUAACACGUAUAUUACAGGCGUGAGCAUCUUUGGUGCUCUGCCGGUGGCGCUGUGGGUUCGGGACCACGCCACCAUCGUGACCUUCAUGAUGGCGAGUGUGGGCUUCGUCGUCCUCUUCGCCGUUGUCGUCGUCAUAUUUGCAUUGGCACCGCACCCCGCCACGGCUGUCGUGGCCAACUCUGUGGCUAUGUGGCAGCCUGAGGGCCUGCUGGUGGCGUUCCCGGUCAUCGUUUACAGCUUCACUGCGCACCCCUACUACCUUGGCAUCUUCAACAACCUGCAUGGGGCUACGUUCACACGCAUGACCCGGGUUACCGAUGUGGCAAUGGGGCUCUCCGGGGCGCUGUACUGGAUCGUGGGCGUAUUCGGCUACCUUACCUUCCGCAACCGAACCGCCGGUGACCUGCUGCGUAACUUUGGCGCCGCAAACGUGGACGGCCUUCGCGGCGCCUACGAGCGGGCAAUUAAGCUGUGCUAUGGGCUAAGCAUUCUGGGCUCUGUGCCGCUGGUGAUCCUGCCCUUCUACAACGUGAUGCUGCCGCUGCUGGGCUUCAAGGGCCCGUCUGAUGGGCUGGGCCUGGGGGCCAUACGUGGCGGUGGAGGUGGCGGUCUUAAGCGUAACAACAGCAGCGACGCUCAUAUUGACACCGAAGUCGCCCCGACGGAUUACACCGCCUCCGCCACCGGCCCAACCUCCCCGCGUGGAGGGGGCGGCGGCCCGUACGGCAGCCGCAAUCGUUCCCACGUCUCCCACACCUCCCGCGCGGGGCGAGCUGGCAGUCAGCAAGUGGAUGUGGUGGACUUGAAGCUGCAUGCGGAUCGAGAAGGGGAGAGCGGAGAAGGGGAGGAGCUGGGUUUCGCACAACACGUGUUUGUGGUGCUAAUUGUGCUUGGCACUUCCCUGGCCGUGGCCAUCUGGGUGCCGAACAUCGAGUUCAUCUUCGGUCUUACUGGUGCCACCGCAUCCGUACUGUUGUCGUACAUCCUGCCGUCCAUCAUUUUUGUCCGCCUCAUGGAUCUCAAUCCAGAGCUGCUAGGGGGCGGGAACUUCAAGGUCAUUCCCGAUGCGAUACGCUCCCAGUGGGUGUGGCGGAAGCGGAAGGCGAUUGUACUGCUGUGUUUCGGAGUGGUCAGUGGCAUCACGUGUACGGAUGCGAUCCUGGGUGCCGUGAAGCAGGAAGCUGCGGUGGUGUACCUUGCCCAGCAGCUCGUGGCCCACGAGGUGGUGGUGGCGGAAACCGCCAAGGUGCAGCAGAACGCACGAGCCGCCGUGACGGCCGUGACCGUGGUCGAGCAAGCGGCCAAGGACCUGGGCCAGGCGAACGUCAAUGCCACCGGCACGUUUACGAAGCUACAGCAGGCGGCCGCGCAGCUGGACGUGAUUGCGGGGACGGCGACGGCGUCAGGAGAGGGAGGGGCCGCGGGAGGGGGUGGAGGAGGAGGAGGAGGUGGCAAGGGGUCCGGGGAGUGGGGACUGCAGACGCUGGUCAAGGAGCACAAACAACACGUCGCGGAGACCAAGGUCUUCAAAGCCGUAGAGGGAACCCUAGCAGAUGUCAAAGAUGAGCUGCUGCGCACCGUCGCCGGUGUCACCGGUGUUGUCGCACAACUCGACGCUGCCAUCGUACAACUCAGCAGCGGCACCGCAGGCGCCGCCGGUGACAUGGUGGCCGCAGGCGGCGGCGGCGUUGGCGCGUCCACGGCUUCUACAUCUUCUUCGAGCUCCGGAUCGAGCUCGGGUUCUUCAAGUUCCGGUUCCGUAACGCGGGAUCGUGCGACAGACCUGGCUCAGGAGCUGGGGACGGCGCUGGGGGCGUUCAGGGCCGUGGCUGGCAACGCGACGGUGGCAGGCAAGUCCCUGACCCAGGUUCGAUCCACUGCGCUGUCUACUUUGGCGGCCCUGAACCAGACCAUAGCCGUACUGGACAACGUGGCAUCGGCGGUAUCAGCGGCCAAGAAGAGUAACAAACACGACGACGACAUCAAGAAGGCAGCGGCGAUGGCGAUGCGUCUUGCCCUGAACGCCACCGCCACCAGCGCCCUAGCCAUGCAGCUCACGGAGGAGGCGCUGCAGCGGUCCGCCACGGAGGAGGCCAGCGAGCUGCUGGGGAUGCUGGUGCAGGACGAGGUGGCGCGGGCGCGGGUCCAGGUAUCACGUGACCUGGAGAAAACCUCCGCCAUGUCCAAAGCCGCUAAGAUCAAGCGAGCGGAGGGGGAUUCCACGGCCAUAACCACAGCUACCCCACCGGCCGCCACCGCCGCCGCCACCGCCUCAGCGACUGACGCUACGACCAUCGCCGCUGGGCUCGGCUCCAAGGGUGCCGCCGCCGUGGGUAAUUCUGCCGCCGCCUCCGGAUCUGGUGGUGCCGAUGCCGCAGACGCUGCCGGCUCGGUGGCUGCAGCCGCAGACGUUAGCGCCAGCGGCAGUGGUGGGGUGGCGGAUGGAAACGGCGGUGGCGAUGAAGGGUCGUUGGCGGUCGUACACAGGCCGGGCAGACGCAACGUGACGCGAGGCGAUGGAGAGGCGCCUGCCGGCACCUCCUCCGGGACCGGCUCCGAAACCGACUGGGCGGCGAAGGCCGCAGGCCAGUUGGAACAGGUUAUUAAGGAUCUGAACGACAAGAUCGCGGCGACCGCGACCACCACCACUACCACCGACGCCGCCGCAACCAGCGCGCAGGCCGCGGCUGCAGCCGCGAAGGCUGCGGCAGCUGCCACUGCCGUAGCCGCCACGGCGACGGCGGAUGGGAAGGGCGGUACGGCAGGAAGUACUGCUGACGGCGCCCUGGUGGACCUUGGCGACAGCAGCGACGCAACCGACGCCACCGGCGUCGUGGUGCCGACGACGACUAACGUCAGCGCCACCGGCUUGGGUGCCUCCGGUGCGCUGCUGAAUGUCUCCGGCAUCGCGGCUGUGUUGCAGGAUGCUGUGGAGGUGAGCAAGGUUCAGCAGGAAGAGGCGUUGCAGGUGAUUCAACACAGCCUUACAAGCACCGACGCCAAGGUGGCUGAACGCGUGGUGGACAUUGUCAAGGACCUGACCGAGACACAGGCCCAGGCGCAGAUCCAGAAAGGGGAGGCGGCGGCGGCCGCUGCCAACGCCGCCGGCAUGGGGCAUGCAGGCGUCAGGGCCGCCAGCCCGUCCCUGGAGUCUUCCGCAGUGGUGGAACCCGUGCUGACGGGCGGAGGAGGAGAAUCGGCGGCCGCUGCGGUCGUCGCUGCUGCUGCCGCUGCAACCGCUGGCAGCAGCAGCGGCGGCGGCGGCGGCGGCCUUGAGGACGCGUUUUUGGGCCUGGUGCACAAGAUCACCGACUCUGGGUCAUCGGAUGAGGCUGAGGACUCGAGCCGGGUGGAGGGCCCGGUAGUCAAGGUGGACGCAGACGGCAAGCUGAUUCAGGAGGACGACGGCAGUGAUGACGGCGUGGUUGGACCCACCGUCAAGGUCAAAGAUAUCGAGUCGUCCUCCUCCUCCUCCUCCUCCUCCCUUUCCUCGGUCGCGAAUUCUCGGGAGUUGUGGAAAACUGACACUAGCAUUACCGCUCCCUCCGCUUCCAAUACAAGCUCUGAGCCACGGCCAGACACUAAGGGGGUAUUAAGCUAUCAACAGGGGUUCCCACGGACGGGGCAGUUCGUUGUCCUCAUCUUUCAGCACGUGCGAGCAUUGUUGGUAUGUGAUGUUGAGCGUGGACAGUUCUGGAUUACUUACCUAGGCAGCAAGGUGAUCACCACCAGUUGCUUCUGCAACAGCACCACCUUCUGA
Molecule: messenger RNA, 4245 nt
Organism: Volvox carteri f. nagariensis
Lineage: Eukaryota; Viridiplantae; Chlorophyta; Chlorophyceae; Chlamydomonadales; Volvocaceae
Exons: 19
Coding region: 1-4245 (1414 amino acids)
Biological process (GO): amino acid transmembrane transport
Molecular function (GO): amino acid transmembrane transporter activity
Source: RefSeq, a predicted model, not a curated record